AUGAGUCGAUACACUAGUCGUGGAUAUGGUGGUGGGUAUGGUGGCGGGUAUGGUGGUCGAUAUGGUGGCGGGUAUGGUGGUCGAUAUGGUGGCGGGUAUGGUGGUGGAUAUACUUCUGGACUUGGAGGAUAUAUGGGCUAUGAUCCAGCAAUUAAUAUCUUAGUACCUUGGACACCACAAUUUGGUGCGGCUUAUCAACAAUUCCUUGGUCUUGGUUCAGGCAUUGGUGGACUUGGUGGUAUUGGUGGACUUGGCGGUCUUGGUGGACUUGGUGGUAUUGGCGGCCUUGGUGGACUUGGUGGUAUUGGCGGCCUUGGUGGACUUGGUGGAGGACUUGGUGGCUAUGGAGGAUUAGGUGGCUAUCCAUUAGGAUUUGGUGUUACCACCUAUUAA
This is a messenger RNA of Rotaria sp. Silwood2, 393 nucleotides long. NCBI's taxonomy places the organism in Eukaryota, Metazoa, Rotifera, Eurotatoria, Philodinida, Philodinidae. The record is from the annotation of a GenBank genome assembly.